GACGGCUAGUAUGUGCGGAGCUAUCAAACGGACCCAAAAUAACAUACCGGAAAUCUGGAGAGCACGAAAUAAACAUUGGCGUUAAUGCUUAAAUUAUCUGACUUCCAGCUAUUUCAGAGUCCUCCGAGUGGAUAAAAUGAACAACAUGUCCCCCGAGGUUGCACUGCAUCGGAUCUCCCCCGAGUUGCGGCCGAUGCUGUGCAGCGUUGUGCGGGACGGCCGUGUAGGACUGGACUCCACCAACUGUCUCCGUGUCACAGACCUCAAAACGGGAUGUACAUCGCUGACCCCUGGUCCCUGCUGUGAUCGCUUCAAACUUCACAUCCCCUAUGCUGGAGAAACCCUGAAAUGGGAUAUCAUAUUCAAUGCACAGUAUCCAGAAUUGCCACCAGAUUUUAUUUUUGGAGAAGAUGCCGAAUUUCUCCCUGAACCCUCAGAACUACCACACUUGGUCCAGUGGGAUGCUGGGGACCCAGAAUGUUUGCUCCAGCUGGUGAAGGAGCUUAUCCAGCAGUACCAUCGCUACCAAUGCCAGCGGCUGCGUGAAAGCUCCAGGCUGCUCUUUGAGUACGACAGUCUGCUGGAGGAUCCCAACUACGGCCGCAACAUGGAGAUUUACGCCGGACGCAAGAACAGCUGGACGGGGGAGUUUUCAGCCCGUUUCCUCCUCAAACUCCCUGUGGACUUCAGCAACAUCCCCAUCUAUCUCCUUAAGGACACAGCGUUGGACCCUGGAGAGGAUGUUGCCCUUCUCUCAGUGAGUUUUGAGGAUGCUGAGGCUACCCAAGUCUUCCCAAAACUCUUCUUAUCCCCCAGCAUUGAACAUGCUCUGGGAGAUUCCUUAGCCCUUCAAAUCCCAGCAUUCCCCAGUGGCGGAUGCCUAAUUGACUACGUCCCUCAAGUGUGCCAGAUACUCAACAACAAGGUGCAGUAUGUCAUCCAAGGCUAUCACAAGAGGAGAGAGUACAUCGCUGCCUUCCUCAGCCACUUUGGAAUGGGUGUAGUGGAGUAUGAUGCUGAGGGAUUCACAAAACUCACUCUCCUGCUAAUGUGGAAGGACUUUUGCUUUCUAGUACACGUGGAUCUUCCACUGUACUUCCCGAGGGACCAGCCCACCCUCACCUUCCAGUCUGUGUACCACUUCACCAACAGCGGCCAGCUCUAUUCUCAGGUGCAGGUGUCGUACCCCUACAGCCCUCGCUGGGAUGGCAAUGAGAUGGCAAAGAGAGCGAAGGCGUACUUCAAGAGCUUCAUCCCUCAGUUCCAAGAGGGAGCCUUUGCCAACGGGAAACUCUAGUACUCUCUAGCUUAAUGACAUGCCUGGAGAGUUGCCUGUGGGAGUGUGUGUGUGUGUGUGUGUGUGUGUGUGUGUGUGUGUGUGUGUGUGUGUGUGUGUGUGUGUGUGUGUGUGUGUGUGUGUGUGUGUGUGUGUGUGUGUGUGUGUGUGUGUGUGUGUGUGUGUGUGUGUGUGUGUGUGCGUGUGUGUGCGUGCGUUUUUGUGUCUGCCAUUGUGUACCUGUAUAUGAGUAUGCACAGACUUACAUUCGUGAAAUGUGCUGUACUGUACAGUGAGAAUCACAGUGGGCUUAUUGCACACAGGCUCUGUAAAUUCCACGUUUUUUGAUUUUGAAAUGGUUGCCUCUCAGUCCGUUCACUUCUUUAUUUUAGUUUUAGUGAGAAGCCACUUUUUUUGUAGAAGUUUAGAAGAAGAUGUCCAGACACCACAACAUGCUAUGAACAAAAAACCUUAUACAACAAAACUCCCACGCAAUUUCUGAAAAGAGCACAGACUUUAAAACCCAGAAUGUAUGGUGUAGAUACAAGCAAGGGAUGUGACGAUUAAGUGAAAAUAGCAGACACAUGAACAUUGUGCUCAUGUCACACACUUUUGUGGGAUCAGACUAAAAAGAUGAUUGUUUGUCUUGCUGCCAGCUCACAGUAAAGGGCCUUUAUUUUCAAGAGAAACUCCAAACUUUGACAGAAACCGUACAAUCUGCCUGCCCAACCUAACAAUACCUAGGAUUGUUAAUGUUAUUAAGCCAAUGACUCCUGGCUUUAAGCAGUCAAACCACAGAGGGUUGGGUUCACAACACUCCACCCAGAGCUGCCGUGCUGUGAGAGAUAUUUGUUGAUAUGUAAACAAUAUGUAAACUAUUAAUGUACAUGUAAAUCACAAAGAGCUGUGGGGACGAUGCAAAAGACCUUUGUUUACUGUUUGUCUUUUGUCGCUCACGAUCGUCAAUUUUGGCUCAUCGGUCGAUGUUAAAAUGAUCUGCAACUAGUUUUGCCUUUUAAAGGUCCCAUGACAUGGUGCUCUUUGGAUGCUUUUAUAUAGACCUUAGUGGUCCCCUAAUACUUUAUCUGAAGUCUCUUUCCCGAAAUUCAGCCUUGGUGCAGAAUUACAGCCACUA
This is a messenger RNA of Perca fluviatilis (European perch), 2411 nucleotides long. RefSeq names its product BRISC and BRCA1 A complex member 2 (gene babam2). Gene Ontology annotation, cellular component: BRISC complex; BRCA1-A complex. The transcript is spliced from 12 exons. Lineage: Eukaryota; Metazoa; Chordata; Actinopteri; Perciformes; Percidae. The record is from RefSeq and is a predicted model, not a curated record. Gene Ontology annotation, biological process: double-strand break repair. The coding region runs from base 137 to 1297 and encodes 386 amino acids.